Loxodonta africana (African savanna elephant) is the source of this 2666-nucleotide messenger RNA. It is a transcript of the gene DYRK4, whose product is annotated as dual specificity tyrosine phosphorylation regulated kinase 4. Gene Ontology annotation, biological process: peptidyl-serine phosphorylation; peptidyl-threonine phosphorylation. Gene Ontology annotation, cellular component: nucleus; cytoskeleton; cytoplasm. The coding region runs from base 713 to 2632 and encodes 639 amino acids. The transcript is spliced from 15 exons. Gene Ontology annotation, molecular function: protein serine/threonine kinase activity; protein serine/threonine/tyrosine kinase activity; ATP binding. The record is from RefSeq and is a predicted model, not a curated record. Lineage: Eukaryota; Metazoa; Chordata; Mammalia; Proboscidea; Elephantidae.
CCAACUGCAUGGAGCCACAAUUCAGAAUUGGGUCCAUGGCAAUUGGUAUGGUUUUUGGGGGGGGAGGGGAGAGAGGGUAGUGGGGAAGUUUGGGCCUGCCUAUGGGUUCAUACUUGCCUUCUUUACAUGACUGACUCCCACUUGUUCUUGAAGACUCAAAUUAAUUUCAGUUCUUUCAAAAAUCUUUAUUCGAAUGUCUGUUUUCCUCCCUAGACCAGACAGUGAACUUCUUCAGGCCAAGGUACUGUCAUUCAUCUGUAACUUCCCUUACUUAUCAUGCUUUCCUAAUACCAGGUACAGAAUAGGUGCUCAAAAGUGUUCACUUGAUAAAUUAUAUCCAGAAUUUUUGCUAGGUGCUUCUGAUAGCCUUGUACCUCUCUUGAAGAGGGAGUAGGGAUAAUUUCAUGUUUUUGGUCUGCUCAGCCAACUCUAAUCUCUGUCCUCAAGACUAGAUUCACUUCUUGUCCUAACCUUUAAAGAACUGGGGCAAGAGAGUAGGGGUAGGAGGAAGGGCGAUGUGUUCUUUAGGCUGAUGUGAAAGGUGGUCUGGGACUGGACCAGAGCCUAAGCCCUUUCAGCUCCGGAGUCACAAAAAGGGCAGGAGUAGUUUCUAUAGCAACGGAGGGAGGGUGUGGUCCUCCACCUGCUAGACUCCACAGAUUAUCAGUCCUAGCUCCCUGCAGCAGCCGGCCUAGCAGGCUGCGCCAGCCCGAUGCAGCUCCUCCCACCUCUUAACUACACCGGAACCAAGACUAAAAUGGACACUAAAAAGCCAAGGAAACCCAGUUUGACAACCUUUCCAAUUUUGACAGCAAGAAAGAAACAAAAUUUCUCUUCUGUGAAGGUUGAGAGUAAACCUUUGGUUCAAGCCCAGAAGCCACCUUCUAAGGUCAAGAACCUCAGAAUGACCCGAUUCUUGCAUAAGAACACAAACACCAGCAUUACUUCACUCCCUUUUGUGGACACCAAGGGGAAGAAGAACAUGGUCAACUUCCCCCGCAUCAGCAAUAAAGUCCUGCUGAAGCCAUCAUUAUUGUAUCAGGAGAAUCAAACUCAUAGCCAGGUAUCAACCUCUGAGCUCAAGCCUUCGGAAGUACUUUCCCAUGCCAGCAUUAAAGCCCAAGAUUCCAAGCCAGAGGAGAAACCACCAAGGAAGCACAAAGUGCCUCUGACACCUGCAGAGGCCCUAAAGCUUUUUAAGCAUCAGCUGUCUCUAUAUGAGCAAAGUGAAAUCCUGGGCUACACAGAGCUAUGGUUCCUGGGGCUUGAAGCUGAGAAGCUCCACUUGACUUCAGAGAAAUUCAGCAAGACAAGUUUUGAUGAUGAACAUGGCUCCUAUAUGAAGGUCCUGCAUGACCACAUUGCCUACCGCUAUGAGGUUCUGGAGAUGAUCGGGAAAGGGUCCUUUGGACAGGUGGCCAAGUGCUUGGAUCACAAAAACAAUGAGUUGGUGGCCCUGAAAAUCAUCAGGAACAAGAAGAGGUUUCACCACCAGGCUCUGGUAGAGCUGAAGAUCCUAGAAGCUCUCAGAAGGAAGGACAAAGACAAUACCUACAAUGUUGUGCACAUGAAGGACUUUUUCUACUUCCGCCAUCACCUCUGUAUCACCUUUGAACUCCUGGGAAUCAACUUGUAUGAGUUGAUGAAGAAUAAUAGCUUUCAAGGCUUCAGUCUGUCGAUAGUUCGGCGUUUCACCCUCUCUGUUUUGAAGUGCUUACAAAUGCUUUAUGUAGAGAAAAUCAUUCAUUGUGAUCUCAAGCCUGAGAAUAUAGUGCUAUACCAAAAGGGCCAAGUCUCAGUUAAAGUUAUUGACUUUGGAUCAAGCUGUUAUGAACACCAGAAAGUAUACAGCUACAUCCAAAGCCGAUUCUACCGAUCCCCAGAGGUGAUUCUGGGUCACCCCUACAACAUGGCCAUUGAUAUGUGGAGCCUGGGAUGCAUCAUGGCAGAGUUGUACACAGGCAACCCUCUGUUUCCUGGGGAGAAUGAAGUGGAGCAGUUGGCCUGCAUCAUGGAGGUGCUGGGCCUGCCACCAGCGCGCUUCAUUCAGACGGCCUCCAGGAGACAGACAUUCUUUGAUUCCAAAGGUUUUCCUAAAAAUAUAACCAACAACAGGGGGAAAAAAAGAUACCCGGACUCCAAGGAUCUCACGAUGGUGCUGAAAACCUACGACACCAGCUUCCUUGACUUUCUCAGAAGGUGUUUGGUAUGGGAACCUUCUCUUCGCAUGACCCCUGACCAGGCCCUCAAGCAUGCUUGGAUUCAUGAGCCACGGAGCCUCAAACCCCGGCCCAGGCCCCAGGCAUUGAGGAAGCCCAGUCUCAGUUUCCCCUUGGAGGGAAAGAAGAACAAGGUUCAGGGGCAUCACCACUUGGGCAAAAAAGAUGAGAUCACCAAAGAAGAGUCUACAGACAAAAUAAGAGAUGUAGCCAGUUUGAAGCCGGUUCAGAACGCAGGUGAUCGGCAGGGCUUUCUGCAGCACAGGGCUGACGGUGUCCAGCUGCCUCAUCUAGCAGAAGCUCCAGGAAAGCCAGAGGCACUUGUUGGGCCAGAGCAGUCCCCAACCUUCGCAGGGGAUCAAAGCAAGAACUCCUCCCCCAAGAACACAAACAUUUUACCACCCAUUGUUUGACCUUGGCUGAGGGUGUGUCCUUUUUCUUGACCUU